AUGGGCCUGGGUGCCUCCGUGCGCGGAGGCUUCGGCUUCCUCCUCGAUCGCCACCAACAUGUCGGCGUAGCAGCCACGACGACCAACAUCAACAACGUCACUCCCGCCAAUGCUUUCAACUCUCUCUUUCAUCGGCACAGGGACCAUCCUCUCCCCAUCACGCCCGUUUCGAUCUUUCGUUCCAUGCUGCAAUUCGACGAUCUCCAGGCCCUCCUCUGGGCUUGGACCCUCGUUGGCAUCCUGCUCCUCUUCGCCUUCUGGACCAACCCGAACGAGGCUUCGUUUCGACCCUUCCUCACCGACCUCGUCUUUCGGGAGCGUCUUAGACUUCUCAACCAAGAUCAGGAUGCCGCAGAGUCGCAACUGACCAGCACCAAUGGCGCGGACAGCGCUCCGACUGAGCCCUCACCCGCUCGCAAGUCAGACCCCAACGCCUUCUCUUCUUUGCUCUCUACCGCGCCCUACUCCUCCGGUCCUUUUGCUCUCACAUUCGGUUCCAAGGUGGCGCUCUCGUUGCGUACGCCUCCUUUCCAUCGAAAGGAUCUGGGUCUGCUCUCCAUUGUCACGAUCGCCCAAAGUACACCUGUUCGCACCGCUCAUGAUCAACAGGGCCCAACAUCACACCACCCUAGCAGACUUAGCGAUCGCACUUCUGCAAAGACUGGUUCAACUACGGAUUGCACAUCCAUCUUUAUUGGCGCUUUUGGCAAGUGGUGGAUUCUCGGCUAUGCUAUUCCGGAUCUGCCGCCAACACCCGCGUCCAGCCAAUCCCAUCAGAACAAGAAGAGCCGCCCGGAGCUAGAGGAAAACUUGCCAGACGUCCCGGAUUGGGGAAUCAUCGAAAUGCGCUCUGUCGAUCCCGCACCCGAGUCACGGCGUUCCUCGAUACUAGCCUCUCACAGUGGCACCCAGGAUAAGGAUAGUGUACUUCAGCCUGCGUCUGGAGCUCCAUUUGCCGCCGAGCCCGCCGCUCGCAUCGCAUCCCCGUCACAAGCUCCUUCCAUCGCCACCAACAAGGAACACACCUCGGAGGCCGAGUCUCAAGAUUGUCUCAGCAUCACCGCAUUGGUCUCUAGAUCGCAAACUGAUAUCGUCGAGCUCCAGGAACAGCUACUUCAGAUCAAAAGCGCCUCUGCUCGCGCCUGUGAAGCGCUCGAGGUCGAUCUAGAGGAGAUUCGAGCUAAGAAAAAGGAAGAGGAAAGGCUCCGCUCCGACAUCAAAACAAGGACAAAGGCAUUGGACGACAGCAAAAGGCAGGUCGAAAGCACUCGACGUGAGGCCGAAAGGCGAUUGAAGACCGCCAACGCAGCUCGCGCGCUCAAGCAGGCUAGCAUUCAGCAGAGAAAAGAUCAGGUGGAAAUGCUUAACAAACGCAGAGCUGCCUUGGCAACAAAGAAGGGGGCUCACGCCGACAAGCGUCUGCAACGCUCAGAAGAGCUCUCGUCCCUCAUCACCGAGACCAAGGACAAGGUAGAGAAGCUUCGCAUCGAGGUUGACGCUCUCCGCCACGAAGUACAAGCUGCUCAGGAUCAGUUGCAGGUGGAAAAGGUGAUGGCCCGUAACGCACAGGAGGGCGAUUUCAGAGAACAAGGCCGCAUCGACACUUCGCCCUACAUGUGGAACCCUUCCAUGGAGUUCAGUCACAUCGGAGGUCAAGACGCCAUGUACGCCCACCUCGCCUCCACUCCAGAUCCACUUGUCGAUAGCUUGGCUCACAUGGAAGAGCGCGCUCUGGCUGCCAACAGGUUCACUCCGAGCCCGUUCGACGCCGAUUCGAACAGCUUGCCGAUCAAUCAGAUGCCGAAUGCUCACUCGGAUGGCUAUGAUGAUCUCGGCACCAGCGUCUUGCGCAACGCCUUUCGACGUGCUAACGCUGCCUCCGUUGCCGACGGUCGCGAGAUGCUGCCCAACGCUUCGCAGGGCAUCGGCAAUCCCUCACUGCAGAAUGCUUCCAACUUUGAGGCUAUCAAGCAAGCCUUCCAGCCUACCAUUGCCACCGAUGAAGAUGGGCGCCGAUCAUGGUCCGCAUUUGACGUAUGGCAAUCCGACCUUCGUGGCGGUGGUCUCAAUCGAACGCAGUGGCCCACGGGCGGAGCAAAUGCAAGCGCAGAUUCGCUGCCCCAAUUCAGCUCCAGCAGCGGUUUCUUACCCCUCGAUCGUAGUACCAGUGCCGAGCAGUCCGGUCUGCACAACGCUCACGGUCAGGUCGAUGCAGAGCAAUCCCGCAAUGCCUCAAAGGUCAAGAGAGCUUUCCGCUGGCCUUUCCGACCAAGCCAAGUGCAGAACGACCUGGUCUAA
Messenger RNA from Sporisorium graminicola, 2298 nucleotides. RefSeq lists its product as uncharacterized. The transcript has a single exon. The coding region runs from base 1 to 2298 and encodes 765 amino acids. The record is from RefSeq and is a predicted model, not a curated record. Lineage: Eukaryota; Fungi; Basidiomycota; Ustilaginomycetes; Ustilaginales; Ustilaginaceae.